Molecule: messenger RNA, 1848 nt
Organism: Elephantulus edwardii (Cape elephant shrew)
Lineage: Eukaryota; Metazoa; Chordata; Mammalia; Macroscelidea; Macroscelididae
Gene: RMI1
Product: RecQ mediated genome instability 1
Exons: 1
Coding region: 1-1848 (615 amino acids)
Biological process (GO): double-strand break repair via homologous recombination; resolution of meiotic recombination intermediates
Cellular component (GO): nuclear body; RecQ family helicase-topoisomerase III complex
Molecular function (GO): nucleotide binding
Source: RefSeq, a predicted model, not a curated record
AUGAGUGUAACUGGUAUUGCAUCAAGAGUCGAAACCUGGCUUUCUGCUAUGUGGCAUAUUAAAGUACCUCAUAUGUGGGUGGAAGCUUGUAUUAACUGGAUCCAGGAAGAAAAUAAUAAUGCCAUAUUGAGUCAGGCUCAAAUGAAUAAGCAAGUGUUUGAGCAAUGGCUGCUAACAGACCUGAGAGAUUUGGAGUAUCCUGUUUUACCUGAAAACAUUUUAGAAGCCCCAAAAGGAGAACUGAGUGGAUUUUAUGCUCUACAGGUUAAUUCUUUCAUUGAUGUAAGUCAACCUGCAUAUUCCCAAAUACAAAAGUUAAGAGGAAAGAAUACAGCAAAUGAUCUAGUUACAGCCGAAACACAAAUACCUCAAAAACCUUGGGAAGCAAAGCCUUCACGAAUGUUGAUGCUACAGAUAACUGAUGGAAUUCUACAAAUUCAGGGAAUGGAAUAUCAGGCAAUUCCAGCUCUUCACAGUGAUCUUCCUCCAGGUACAAAAAUUUUGAUUUGUGGAAACAUUUCUUUCCGUCUUGGUGUUCUCUUACUGAAACCAGAAAAUGUAAAAGUAUUGGGAGGUGAAGUAGAUGCUCUUUUAGAAGAUUAUGCACAGGAAAAAGUACUUGCUGGAUUAAUUGGGGAAACUGAUGCGUUAGUUUCAGUCACACCAAAUAAUCCAAACCAUAGCAUUCCCAUAACUACAGAUGAUCUAGAUCCUGUGUUUGGACCUUCUGAUGAGGAACUGUUGGCAAGUCUUGAUGAAAAUGAUGAACUUGCAGCAAAUAAUGACACUAUGGAAACAGGAUAUUUUAGUACAGAUAGUUCUUCAAAGAUUAAAACCACAAGACAGCCAAGUUUGAAGCUAGGAUUUGCUGUUUCUCAAAGAUCACAGGAGGAAACAAAUCAAUCUAUGCAUUUUAAUGAUGGAGAAUUAGAUGACUUUUCACUGGAGGAGGUCUUGCUUUUAGAAGAAACUGCUUGGAAAGAAGAACUAGAGACUAAAAAUUUGCAGCUAUUGACAAUGAACAGGGAUACAGAUAAAAAUACAGAGAGAAUUUCACAUAAAUCAGAUACUCCGAAUAAUUUUUCUUUGAUUUACAAGAAUGGAAACACUAAUUGGAAUGAGAAAAAGACAUCUGAACAAAUAAAUAAUAAAGACCAAUCUUUUGGUCAUCUAUCUGCUGGAGAGCAAAAUAGUAAUGCUUUUUCAGUUGAUAAUGAUGAUUUUACAAAUACAGAUAACUCACAAACAAAUAAGAGAGUAAAACAAACUAUCAGCAGUUCAUAUGAACAUAACUUAAAUAAUGCAAGUAGAGAGCUAGUCAAUUAUGUGUCAAAAAAGAGUUUACAAAUGCCAAAUGAAAAUGAUCACCAUUUCCAGACUUUAAGGUCUUCAGAAAUCAGCAGUAAUCUUAUCACUGUGGACUUGUAUUCUCCACCAUUUACCUAUUUGUCUGUUCUAAGGUCCAGCAAACCAAAGGAAAUUACAAUUGUUAAAAUUAAAGCAUUUAUUGUAACCUUAACUGGUAACCUAACAAGCUCUGGUGGCAGUUGGAAUAUAACCGCUAAGAUUUCUGAUGGCACUGCCUAUCUAGAUGUAGGCUUUGUAGAUGAAAUACUUACUAGUCUUAUAGGGUUUUCAGUACCAGAAAUGAAACAGUUAAAAAAAAAUCCUCUUCACUACAAGAAGUUUCUGAGAGGUUUGGAGAAAUGUCAGAGAGAUCUAAUAGAUUUAUGUUGUUUGAUGACUAUUUCAUUUAAUCCCUCCUUGUCUAAAGCAGUGAUUGUGUCAUUACAAGACGUUAAUAUGGAACACCUUGAAAAUCUAAAAACACGGUUGAAUAAAUACUAA